AUGUCAAUACCCUUACAUUCAGUGCGAUUCAGCAAUGUGCUGACGGAGGAAGGUGUCGACCCCCAAAACAGGGAGAUGACCUGCUCUGGACCAAUGGUAGAGAACAGAGCAGAGGUCCAAAUUCUGCAUUCUAGUGUCCAGCCUAUGGUCUCAAGUUCAGCGUCAGACCCUGGAGGGAUGUCCACACAGCCGAUGACAUCCCCAGCCUUUGACACCAUGGCCGUACCUCUAAUGGGAGCAGCAAACUCUGGAGCACUGUCCCCACCGCUAAUGCCAGCCUCAGACUCUGGGACACUGUCCCCAUUGUUAAUGCCAGCUUCAGAUUCAGAGGCAUUGUCCCCAUUGUUGAUACCAACCUCAGACUCUGGGGUGCUGUCCCCAUUGCUAAUGCCAGCCUCAGAUUCUGGGACACUGUCCCCAUUGCUGUCCACUUCAGAGUAUGGAUUAAUGUCCCCAGGGCUGAUGACAAUUCCUGACUUUGGAACAAUGUCCACAGCACUAAUGGCAACACCAGAUUCUGCAGAGAUAUCACCACUGGCAAUGCCAGCUCCAUCCUCUGAAGCGAUGUCCACACCAUUGAUGCUAGCCCCAAAUCCUGGAGAGAUCUCCCCACUCCUAAUGCCAGACGUGAACCCCGGAGCGAUGUCCCCACAGCCAAUGCCAGCUCCAGGCUCUGAAGGAAUGUCACCAUUGCAAAUUACAGACGAAGACACUGAAGCCAUGUCUAAAGUGCUAAUGACUGCCCUGGCCUCUGGAGAGAUCUCUUCACUGCUCAUGUCAGGCACAGACUCUGAAGCGAUCUCCUCACUGAUAAUGUCAGCCCUAACUUCUGGAGCAACGUCCACCCAGCCAACGAGCACCCAAGACUCUGGGGAAAUGUCCACCCAGCUAAUGUCAGGCCCAGACUCUGGGGUAGUGUCUUCACCACUUAUGACAGCUCCAGGCUCCGGAGCAAUGUCCUCACUGUUCCCGUCAGUCCCUGAUGCUGGAGAAAUGCCCACAUUGCCAAAGCCAGCCCCAGACGCUGAAGCGAUGUCCCCACUGGUCAUGAUGGCCCUAACCUCUGGAGGGAUGCCCACCCAGCCGAUGCCAGCCCAAGGCUCUGGAGUCAUGUCCUCACGGUUAACACAAAAUCUAGACUCUCAAAUUGUGUCUAGUCCGCCAAUGAGAGCAACAGCCUCCGGGGGGAUGUCCACAUCGCCAGUGAGAGGCUCAGACCCUGGAGCAAGGUCGACACCGAGAGUGAGAGCCCCAGCCUCUGGAACAGUGUCCACGCUGCCAAGUACAGCCCCAGUCUCUGAAACAAUGUCUACGCUACAGAUGACAGCCUCAGCCUCUGGGUCAGUGUCCACACCGCAAAUGAGGGCGCCCGUCUCUGGAGCAAUGUCUGUGUCACAGAGGAGAGCCACAGCCUCGGGAGUGACAGCUGUACCACAAAUGAGAGCCUCUGGAGCCCUGUCCACCCCACGGAUGACAGCCACAGCCUCUGGAUCCGUGUCCACACUGUUAAUGAGAGACACAGCCUCGGCAGUGAUGUCCGUGCCACAGAUGAGAGCUAUGGCCUCGGGAGCAUUGUCCAAGCCACUAACAGCAUCCAAAGCCGCAGAAGCAAUGCUCACGCAGCAAAUGACAACUGCAGCUUCUGGAGAGAUCUCCACAAUGCUAAUGAGAGACACCGCUUCUGGAGCCGUGUCCACGCCACAGAUGACAGACACUGCCUCUGCAGCGCUGUCCACACCGCUAAUGAGAGCCCCAGCCUCUGGCGACACGUCCACACCACAAAUGACAGCCGCAGCCUCUGGAACUAUGUCCAUGCCUCUAAUGAGAGCCCCAGGCCCUGGAGCCAUGCCCAUGGCGCUAAUGAGAUCCACAGCCUCUGGAAAGAUGCCCAGUCAGCCAAUGAGCGCCCAAGACUUUGGGGGGAUGUCCAUGUCGCUCAGGAGAUCCAUGACCUCUGGAGGGAUGUCCCUACUGCAGACGCAAGCCCCAGCCUCUGAACUGAUGUCCACACCAAAAAUGAGAGCCCCGGCCUUUGGGGCAGUGUCCACACCACUGAUGAGAGCCUCAGACCCUGGAGAGAUGUCCACACUGCUCACAAGAGCUUCAUCCUCUGGAGAGAUGUCGCCAGCACUAACGAGACCCCCAGCUUCUGGAGAGAUAGCCACGCCUCUGAGAGCCCCAGCUUAUGGAGCAAUGUCUACUCCGCAAAAGACAGCCACAGCCUCUGGAAUGAUGUCCAAGCCACAGAUGAGGGCUCCAGUCUCUGGAGAGAUAUCUACAUCGCUAAUGAGAUCCACAGCCUCUGGAGUGAUGUCCGUGCCUCAAAUGACAGCCGCGGCCUCUGGAGGGGUGUCCAUGCCACUGAUGAGAGCCCCAGCCUCCAGGGCAACAUCCACAACGCAAACGAUGCCCACAGCUUCUGGAGAGAUGUGCAUGCUAUCAAUGCGAGCCCCUGCCUCGGGAGUGAUGUCCCCGCCAUUAUUAAGGGCUCCAGUGUCUGGAAUUACAUCCACACCACUAAGGAGACCCUCAGCCUCUGAAGCUGUGUCCACAGAGUUAAUGAGAGCUCCAGCCUCUGGAAAGAUGUCCACCACACAAACAACAGCUGUGGCCUCUGGAGGGAUGUCCAAGCCAUUCAUUAGAGCCACGGCCUCUGGAACAAUGCCCAUGCCAUUGAUGUCAGCCAUGGCUUCUGGAGAGAUGUCUAUGCCGCUGAUGAAAAACAUGGCCUCUGGGGCAACGUCCACACUGCAAAAAAGAGUUGUGGGUUCUGGAUCUACUUCCUUGCCACAGAUGACGUACGCAACCUCUGGAGGGAUGCCUGCAUCACCUAUGAGAGCCUCAGCUUCUGGAGCAACGUCCGCAUCGCUCAUGAGAGCCUCGGCUUCUGGAAUGAUGUCCAUGCCGCUUCUGAGAGCCACAGCCUCUGGGGGUAUGUCCAUGCCACAAAUGGCGGCCACAGCCUCUGGAAUGAUGUCCACUCUGGAAAUCAAAGCCAAAGACUCUGGGGAAACAUCUGCCUCUCACAUCAACGUCACAGCCUCUGGAUCAAAGUUCACACCACACGUGACUGCCACGACCCCUGAAACAAUGAACCAACCACCAGAGGAAGUCCCAUCUUUUGGCAUGCUGACCCCAGCACUCUGUUACCUCUUAGAAGAACAGGAAGCAGCCCGGGGUUCAUGCUCUGUGGAGGAGGAGAUGGAGGUUGAUGAGGAGAAGCAAAUGAAGGGAUUUUUGAACGAUUCAGAGAAAAUGGCCUUUCUGGUGUCUCUUCAUCUGGGGGCAGCAGAGAGGUGGUCCAUCUUGCAGAUGGAGGUAGGAAACCCCCUCUCCAAUGAAGAUAAAUCUUUCCUGAGCAGAUCCCAGGGCUUAUAUGACUCCCUAUCUGAAAUAGACAUCCUCAGUGCCGUCCUUUGCCAUCCCAAGCAGGGCCAGAGGUCAGUCAGGCAGUAUGCCACUGAUUUCCUCCUGCUGGCCCGACACUUGUCUUGGUCUGAUGCCAUUCUGCGGACCAGGUUUCUGGAAGGACUCUCGGAAGCUGUUGCCACUAAAAUGGGCCGGAUCUUCCUGAAGGUGGCCGGCAGCCUAAAGGAGCUAAUAGACAGGUCUCUCUAUACCGAGUGCCAACUGGCUGGAGAGAAGGAUUUCCCGGGCUGCUCAAGCCAGGUUCUGCCGUCAGCCUGUAAGCGGAAUAACGAGGACGCAAUGGAGAAUGAACUGAACUCUCAGCAGCAGACCGAGGAGCAUCAGCAUGUCCCCAAACGCUGUUACUACCUGAAAGAGCAUGGAGACCCUCAAGAGGGUCUGCACGACCACCUUCGACAGAGCACAGGCCAUCAGAAGGCCGCCACUAACAAGUAA
This is a messenger RNA of Lagenorhynchus albirostris (white-beaked dolphin), 3864 nucleotides long. RefSeq names its product retrotransposon Gag like 9 (gene RTL9). Bases 1 to 3864 code for a protein of 1287 amino acids. The record is from RefSeq and is a predicted model, not a curated record. The transcript has 2 exons. Lineage: Eukaryota; Metazoa; Chordata; Mammalia; Artiodactyla; Delphinidae.